Molecule: messenger RNA, 694 nt
Organism: Procambarus clarkii (red swamp crayfish)
Lineage: Eukaryota; Metazoa; Arthropoda; Malacostraca; Decapoda; Cambaridae
Source: RefSeq, a predicted model, not a curated record
CCGGUGACCACCACACGUCUCCAUCACACGCUCCUCUACCACCGACCCCCAAUCAGCCGUCAUGAAGUGUGGUGUAUUGGUGCUCCUGGGCGUGGUGGCUCUGGUCGCCGCCCGACCCGACACUCUCCUCGACCUGGACGACAUCCGCCACGACCUCGACAUCGCCGACGACACCUCCGUCACCGGCUCCUACAGCUGGAAGUCUCCUGAAGGCGUGGAAUACUUCGUCAAGUACAUCGCUGACGAAGACGGUUACCGCGUCGUGGAGUCCAACGCCGUCCCCGUCACCGCUGACGGCGUCAAGGCUGAUGGCGCUCAGGGAUCCUUCGUGUCCUCCGAGGAGUUCGACAGGAACUAAUAAGCUACUGACAUUCGCCUGUCUCUCAACAUUACUCAGUGACACAGACAGCUUCACUUAUCCAGGAAACUGAACGCUAAGUAACAGCUUCGCUUAACUAGAGAAGCUGAACGCUGCCUGCUGGCAUCAACUGUGAUGAGUUAACCUGGUCACUUCUAAGAGAGGCUGCGACUACUGUCUUAGUUCCCGCCUUUCAAUCUUUCUCCAAAGACUUUCUGUUCUCUCUCUCUCUCUCUCUCUCUCUCUCUCUCUCUCUCUCUCUCUCUCUCUCUCUCUCUCUCUCUCUCUCUCUGAAUUUAAUUCUAUUUAUUGUAAUUUAUGGAUUAUUCUGAAAAU